This is a messenger RNA of Solanum verrucosum, 2653 nucleotides long. RefSeq names its product probable LRR receptor-like serine/threonine-protein kinase At1g05700. The record is from RefSeq and is a predicted model, not a curated record. The transcript is spliced from 14 exons. Lineage: Eukaryota; Viridiplantae; Streptophyta; Magnoliopsida; Solanales; Solanaceae. Gene Ontology annotation, biological process: protein phosphorylation. Bases 1 to 2628 code for a protein of 875 amino acids. Gene Ontology annotation, molecular function: protein binding; ATP binding; protein kinase activity.
AUGACGAAAGACUUGAUUUUUAUCUUUCUAAUUUGUAUUUCUCUCUUUGCACUUGAAGCUAACGCCCAAAUUGAUCAAUCAGGAUUCGUAAGCAUAGAUUGUGGAAUUCCUCAAGGUUCCAACUACACGGAUGUAGCUACAGGACUACAGUAUGUAUCCGAUUCAGGUUUCAUCGAUACAGGUAGUAACGCUACUAUCUCUAGUGAGUUUCAUUCCGAUGGCCUGGAACAACAGUUGUACACUCUCACAAGUUUUCCUGAAGGAGAACGAAAUUGCUACACCAUUAGAGUUCCAGAAGGAAAAGGGAAAAAAUACUUGAUCAGGGCAAGCUUUUUAUACGGAAAUUAUGAUGGAAAGAGUCAGCUAGUGAUCAAUUUUGAUCUUCAUCUCGGAGUUGACUUUUGGACCACGAUUCAUAUAGUCAAUGCUUCAGUUCCGUUAUAUGGAGAGAUCAUACACAUUCUCUCAUCGGAUUUUGUACAGGUUUGUCUAGUAAAUAAGGAUCGAGGAACACCAUUUAUAUCCGCACUUGAACUGAGACUCUUGAAUACAACCAUAUACAAGACCACAUCCGGGUCACUACAAACAUUCGUACGUCUUGAUCUUGGCUCAACAGCCACUCAAUUAGUAAGGUACCAAGAUGACAUAUAUGAUCGUUUAUGGUGGCCAUAUAAUAAUGUGGCAAACACGAUAUCAUUGAGUACGACUUCAACCAUUGCUAACACCAACAGUUAUUUACCGCCGUCAAAGGUGCUGAGCACAGCAAUAACAGCAGAUAAUGACACUGAUGGAAUAUCACUUUGGUGGGAACCUGCAAAUUCGACAGAUGAGUACUAUAUCUACUUGCACUUUGCAGAGAUUGAAGCCAACCAUGUAAAUAGGCAAUUCAACAUAUAUGUUGAUGGAGAGUUGUAUGAGGGAGCAUUUGCUCCGGACUAUAUGUCCGUAACCACAGUUUUUUCAACAUCAGCUCUACAGCCAAAAUCCAGGCACCAAAUUUCCCUCAACAAAACGGGAAAUUCAAUUCGUCAACCCACCAUUAAUGCCAUCGAGUUGUAUAAAGUAGUCAAGCAAAUCAUAAACCCUCAAACAAAUGACUUAGAUGUUGAUGCUAUUAUGAAUGUCAAAUCAACGUACGGGGUUAAAAAGAACUGGCAAGGAGAUCCAUGCGGCCCUGUAGCUGACAUUUGGAAUGGCGUCACAUGCAAUUUUGAUGGGGAUCUCCCCACAAUUAUAUCCUUAGACUUAUCUUCAAGUGAAUUACAAGGGACAAUAUCGCCUUACAUAACAAGUCUCACAAAUCUAGAAACGUUAAACUUGUCAAGCAAUCAGCUGACGGGAGAGGUGCCUGCCAAUCUCUCACAACUAGCCUUCUUACAAGAGCUGGACUUGUCAAACAAUCAGCUGACGGGAAAGGUCCCUGCCAAUCUCGCACAACUACCCUUCUUAAAAAAGCUAUACUUGAAAGGAAACAGUUUCUCCGAAAAAAUUCCUGAAGAAUUGCUGGCAAAAUCAAAAAAUGAAUCACUCGAUUUGAGGUAUGAUGAAUUUCGUCCUCCGAAAGAUAGUAAUAACCUUAGUGCUGGUGCACUAGCAGGAAUUAUUGCAUCCGUGGUGGUCUUGGGCAUCUUGGCUUUACUACUACUUUGGUUUAUAAUUCGAAGGAAGAAAAACAAAAAAGGGAAUAUCACUGGGACAGAAAGAACAGUACAGAAUCCAAACAUUGCAUUGGAGUUGAAAAACCGGCAGUUCACAUACUCACAGGUCUUGCACAUGACAAAUAACUUCCAGAGAGUCCUUGGUAAAGGAGGUUUUGGAACAGUUUAUCUUGGCUAUGUCGAUAACCGUGACGUGGCUAUUAAGAUGCUGUCCCCAUCUUCAGUUCAAGGGUUCAAGGAAUUCCGGGCUGAGGCUAGUCUCCUGAUGAGCAUACAUCAUAAGAACUUGAUUUCUAUAGUUGGGUAUUGUGUUGAAGGCACCCACAUUGGUAUUAUUUACGAAUACAUGGCCAAUCGAAGCUUAGACAUGCAACUAUCAGAUAGAAAUCCAAAUGCUUUAACAUGGGAGGAAAGACUUCAUAUAGCAUUGGAUGCGGCACAAGGAUUGGAGUAUCUACAUCAUGGUUGCCAGCCACCAAUAAUACACAGAGAUAUCAAGUCUAGUAAUAUUCUAUUAGAUGAUAAAUUCCAAGCAAAACUUGCUGAUUUUGGUUUGUCAAGGACUUUACCAACUGGAGAGGGAAGUCAUGUUACCACCAUAAUCGCGGGUAGUCCAGGCUAUCUUGACCCUGAUUACUACAGGACAAAUAAGCUAACGGAGAAAAGUGAUGUAUACAGUUUCGGUGUGGUUCUUUUGGAAAUAAUAACAGGACGGCAUUUACUAGGAAAACAUGACAAGAUUUAUGUAAUAACGUGGGUCAAUGGUAUGAUUAAUGAUAACGGAGAUGUUUCAAAAAUAAUCGAUCCAAGAUUAGGAGGAGAAGUUGAUGUGAAUUCAGCAAAGAGAAUUGUGGCAUUAGCAAUGGCUUGUGUUUCUCUUGAACCAACAAAUAGACCAGCUAUAUCUGUCGUUGUCACGAUAAUAAAGCAAUGUUUAAGGCAGAUGAUUGAUAAUUAUGACUCUAAUUGAAGAACACAAAAUUUGGAUAAUGUCC